GGCCUUUUAUAACAAACUAGCACUUUUUAUUUUUCUCAAUGAGCAGGGUCUGGAACUCCUAAACCAUCUACUCCUACUCCAACCAACACCCCUUCAUCGACCCCACACCCUUCUGAUGCUCAGAGCUCAACUCCUAUUACCCCUUCUGCCACCCCUACUCCCCAAGAAUCAGGCUUCACCCCUCAGCCCACUUUGUUAACCCCGUUUGCUCAGCAGCAGAUGUCUCUGAGCCAGGCACUGCCUGUAAUGACCAUUCCUCUUUCCACCAUGGUAACAUCCAUUACUACAGGAACAACCUCCACCCAGGUCAUGGCAAACCCUGCAGGACUUAACUUCAUCAAUGUAGUGGGCUCUGUGUGUGGAGCACAGACAUUGAUGAGUGGUUCAAACCCUAUGUUGGGGUGCAACACUGGUGCCAUAGCCCCUGCAGGUAUAAAUCUGAGUGGCAUUUUACCAUCAGGAGGUCUGGUACCAAGUGCACUGCCCGCUGCAAUGCAGUCUGCCUCUCAAGCAGGCAGCCCUUUUGGUUUGAAAAAUGCAUCAAAUCUUCGGCCCUUAAAUCUUCUACAGGGGUCUGACCAAGGUCCAUCAAAUCAAGAUCAGGCAUUGUCUGCCCAACAAGCUGCUGUCAUUAACCUGACGGGAGUAGGGAAUUUCAUGCAACCUCAAGCCACAGCAGUUGCGAUUCUUGCAGCAUCAAAUGGCUAUGGCAGCAGCAGCAGCACAAGCAGCUCAUCUGCGACAUCAGCAGCAUUCAGGCAGCCACUCAAAAAGUAAAAGGAAAAGAAGCACACCUGCCCCUCCAAAAUCCUGAGACUUUUCUUUUUUUUCCUCAGUAUAAAAAUGAUUUCAAGGUGUGAUUUUUAUUUUUUUUUUCCCCUGUUUAAAAAGGAUAAAGCUUAAAAACAAAUCAGUAUUUUAUAGUGCUGGUGGGAAACUGAACUUUUGACAUUACACUGAAAAAAGAUGAACUUCUUGGAAGCCAACCUUACAUAACGUGGUGACUUCAUCAAUAAAGCAGCUGGCGUCUGGCUUCCUUAAGUCACUUAAUUUUUUAACAGAAUGUUUUAUCUUGUAUUUUUUACCAUUCAGCAGCAUUGUACAUAGUAAAAGGGUGAAAAACAUUUUAGAAGAAAAUGAACUUUGUAAAUGUAGUAUUAGUAUUUGUUUAUUUAGUAUAAAAAGGUUUGUGAACACCGUAACAAAUACAAUUUUUAUAAAUCCA
Meleagris gallopavo (turkey) is the source of this 1225-nucleotide messenger RNA. The record is from RefSeq and is a predicted model, not a curated record. Lineage: Eukaryota; Metazoa; Chordata; Aves; Galliformes; Phasianidae.